Condylura cristata (star-nosed mole) is the source of this 6940-nucleotide messenger RNA. It is a transcript of the gene PTPRG, whose product is annotated as protein tyrosine phosphatase, receptor type, G. The record is from RefSeq and is a predicted model, not a curated record. Bases 707 to 5041 code for a protein of 1444 amino acids. Gene Ontology annotation, biological process: protein dephosphorylation. Gene Ontology annotation, molecular function: protein tyrosine phosphatase activity; protein binding. The transcript has 30 exons. NCBI's taxonomy places the organism in Eukaryota, Metazoa, Chordata, Mammalia, Eulipotyphla, Talpidae.
CAUGCUCACAUGUUACUUCCUGUAUGGAGGCAUGGCCAGUUUCCAGCCCCGCGCUCCGCUUUCCUCCCCAGCCUGCACCGGAGCCACAACUUUCAGGAGCAUGGACUGAAGGCGCCCUCGCCUCAGCGCCCCUCUGAGAUCCUUUGUAUUUUCCUCCGUUUCCUCUGGCGGUUUCUAUUUUGGGGGGCUCGUCGCUCCCCCCGCCUCUCCCCUCCCCUUCCCCGCUCGCAAACAUGCCUCCUUCCUUCCCGGGGCCCUGGAAGGAGCUGCCUGCCUGAAGCCCAGAGACGCUGCGCCGCGCUCAGCCCAGUCGCUGCGCUGCCGACUCAAGUUGGGGAUCCUCGGCUGGUCGCCGCCGCCGCCACCCGCGGUCUCUGCCCGCCCGGGGCCCCAGGCAUCGCAGCCGUCCGCCGACUCCUCGCCCUGCCCGCUCGACUUGCUGCCUUUUGAACAGAAAGCAGCCUUUCUCCGCCGAAGAUCGUUCCCAGCGUGGCUCCGCGUUCCCGGUCACUUUUUGAGAUUUUUUCCGGGGGACGCCCGGCGUCUUCCCGGAUUCAGGGGGGACUCGGGCCGCGCAGCGUAGGGGGCCCGUGGAGUGGGUGAGCACGGGGAGAGCCGGGUUUAGCGGAGGCUCGCACGGAGGCAAGAACUUAUUCAACAAGUUUACCCCCCCCUGCCUUUCUCUUUUCGAUGUGCGUUUUCGGACAUGCGGAGGUUACUGGAACCGUGUUGGUGGAUUUUGUUCCUGAAAGUCACCAGUUCUGUGCUCCAUUAUGUCGUGUGCUUCCCCGUGUUGACUGAAGGCUACGUGGGGUCCCUGCACGAUAACAGACACAGCAGCUCGGCGCAGAUCCGCAGGCGCAAAGCCUCAGGCGACCCUUACUGGGCCUACUCUGGUGCCUAUGGUCCUGAGCACUGGGUCACAUCAAGUGUGAGCUGUGGGGGCCACCACCAGUCUCCAAUAGACAUUUUAGACCACAAUGCACGUGUCGGAGAAGAAUACCAGGAACUGCAACUUGAUGGCUUCGACAAUGAGUCUUCUAACAAGACCUGGAUGAAAAACACUGGGAAAACAGUUGCCAUCCUUCUGAAAGAUGACUAUUUCAUCAGUGGCGCUGGCUUGCCUGGCCGAUUCAAAGCUGAGAAGGUAGAAUUUCACUGGGGCCACAGCAAUGGCUCUGCUGGCUCUGAACACAGCAUCAACGGGAGGCGGUUUCCUGUGGAGAUGCAGAUUUUCUUUUACAAUCCAGAUGACUUUGAUAGUUUUCAAACAGCGAUUUCUGAAAACAGAAUAAUCGGAGCCAUGGCCAUAUUUUUUCAAGUCAGUCCAAGGGACAAUUCUGCGCUGGAUCCUAUUAUCCAUGGGUUGAAGGGCGUCGUACAUCAUGAGAAGGAGACUUUCCUGGAUCCUUUCAUCCUCCGGGACCUCCUGCCUGCAUCCCUGGGUAGCUACUACCGCUAUACGGGUUCUCUGACCACCCCACCGUGUAGCGAGAUCGUGGAGUGGAUAGUUUUCCAGAGACCUGUCCCCAUCUCUUACCACCAGCUCGAGGCUUUUUAUUCCAUCUUCACCACGGAACAGCAAGACCACGUCAAGUCGGUGGAGUAUCUGAGAAAUAACUUUCGACCAAAGCAAAGGCUGAAUGACAGGGUGGUGUCCAAGUCAGCUGUCCACGAUGCCUGGAACCACGACAUGUCAGACUUCUUAGAGAACCCACUGGGGACAGAAGCCUCUAAAGUUUGCAGCUCUCCACCCAUCCACAUGAAGGUGCAGCCCCUGAACCAGACGGCCCUGCAGGUCUCCUGGAGCCGGCCCGAGACCAUCUACCACCCACCCAUCAUGAACUACAUGAUCUCCUACAGCUGGACCAAGAAUGAGGACGAGAAGGAGAAGACUUUCACCAAGGACAGCGACAAAGACUUGAAAGCCACCAUUAGCCAUGUCUCACCUGAUAGCCUUUACCUGUUCCGUGUCCAGGCCGUGUGUCGGAAUGACAUGCGCAGCGACUUCAGCCAGACGAUGCUCUUUCAAGCAAAUACCACUAGGAUAUUCCAAGGGACCAGAAUCGUUAAAACAGGAGUGCCCACAGCGUCUCCUGCCUCCUCGGCAGACAUGGCCCCCAUCAGCUCCGGGUCUUCUACAUGGACAUCCUCGGGCAUCCCCUUCUCAUUUGUCUCCAUGGCGACUGGGAUGGGCCCAUCCUCCAGUGGCAGCCAGGCCACCGUGGCCUCAGUGGUCACCAGCACACUCCUGGCCGGCCUGGGGUUCAGCGGCGGCAGUAUCUCCUCCUUCCCUAGCACCGUGUGGCCCACCCGCCUCCCGACAGCUGCCUCUGCCGGCAAACAGGCCGUGAGACCCGUCCUCGCCACCACAGAGGCCUUGGCUUCCCCGGGCCCGGACGGUGAUUCGGCACCCACCAAGGACAGCGAGGGUGCGGAGGACGGGAACAAGGAUGAGAAGAGUGAGAGUGAGGAUGGGGAGCGGGAGCAUGAGGAGGAGGGAGAGAAGGACUCUGAGAAGAAGGAGAAGAGCGAGGGGACCCACGCUACCCAAGAGCGGAGCCAGACCGAGCCUGCCCCCACCCACUCAUCUCCCAGUAGAACUGCCCAGAAGGGCGGGCAUCAGACUAUACCUGGGCGCAACCACAGUGCUGGCCCCACACACCGGCCCGGUGACACAAAGGAUGUUGAUCCAGGCCUGGACCCCGAUUCGGUCACCUCCACCCAAGUGCCCCCCACAGUCACAGAGGAACAUUAUGAAGGGAGUGAGCCCAAGAGGCCAGAAAUGCCCUCGAAAAAGCCUAUGUCCCGAGGGGACCGAUUUUCCGAAGAUAGCAAAUUUAUCACUGUAAAUCCAGCAGAAAAGAAUACCUCUGGAAUGAUAAGCCGCCCUUCUCCUGGGAGGAUGGAGUGGAUCAUCCCUCUGAUUGUGGUAUCAGCCUUGACCUUCGUGUGCCUCAUCCUUCUCAUUGCUGUGCUAGUUUACUGGAGAGGGUGUAACAAAAUAAAGUCCAAGGGCUUUCCCAGACGUUUCCGUGAAGUGCCUUCUUCUGGGGAGAGAGGAGAGAAGGGGAGCAGAAAAUGUUUCCAGACAGCUCAUUUCUAUGUGGAAGAUAGCAGUUCACCUCGGGUGGUCCCCAAUGAAAGUAUUCCUAUUAUUCCUAUCCCGGAUGACAUGGAAGCCAUUCCUGUCAAACAGUUUGUUAAACACAUCGGUGAGCUCUAUUCUAAUAACCAGCAUGGUUUUUCGGAGGAUUUUGAGGAAGUACAGCGCUGUACAGCCGAUAUGAACAUUACUGCAGAACAUUCCAAUCACCCAGAUAACAAGCACAAAAACAGAUACAUCAACAUUUUAGCAUAUGAUCACAGUAGGGUGAAGUUAAGACCUUUACCAGGAAAAGACUCUAAGCACAGUGACUACAUUAAUGCAAACUAUGUCGAUGGUUACAACAAAGCAAAAGCUUACAUCGCCACCCAGGGACCUUUAAAGUCUACAUUUGAAGAUUUCUGGCGGAUGAUUUGGGAACAAAACACUGGAAUAAUUAUCAUGAUUACGAAUCUUGUGGAAAAAGGAAGGCGAAAAUGUGAUCAGUAUUGGCCAACAGAGAACAGUGAGGAGUAUGGAAACAUUAUUGUCACACUGAAGAGCACAAAAGUACAUGCCUGCUACACAGUUCGUCGUUUCUCCGUCAGAAAUACAAAAGUGAAAAAGGGCCAGAAGGGGAACCCCAAGGGUCGCCAGAAUGAAAGGGUGGUGAUCCAGUAUCACUACACGCAGUGGCCGGACAUGGGCGUUCCCGAGUAUGCCCUCCCCGUGCUGACCUUCGUGAGGCGAUCCUCAGCAGCCCGGAUGCCAGAGAUGGGCCCCGUGUUGGUACACUGCAGUGCUGGUGUGGGCAGGACAGGCACUUACAUUGUAAUAGACAGCAUGCUGCAACAGAUAAAAGACAAAAGCACAGUUAAUGUCCUGGGAUUCCUGAAGCAUAUCAGGACACAGCGCAACUACCUCGUCCAGACUGAGGAGCAGUACAUUUUCAUCCAUGAUGCCUUGCUGGAAGCCAUUCUUGGAAAGGAGACUGAAGUAUCUUCAAACCAGCUGCAUAGCUACGUCAACAGCAUCCUCAUACCAGGAGUAGGAGGAAAGACACGACUGGAAAAACAAUUCAAGCUGGUGACACAGUGUAAUGCAAAGUAUGUGGAGUGCUUUAGUGCUCAGAAGGAGUGUAACAAGGAAAAGAACAGAAACUCUUCAGUCGUGCCAUCCGAGCGUGCUCGAGUGGGUCUUGCACCGUUGCCUGGAAUGAAAGGAACAGAUUACAUUAAUGCUUCUUAUAUCAUGGGCUAUUAUAGGAGCAAUGAAUUUAUUAUAACCCAGCAUCCUCUGCCACAUACUACGAAGGAUUUCUGGCGAAUGAUUUGGGAUCAUAAUGCACAGAUCAUUGUCAUGCUGCCAGACAACCAGAGCUUGGCAGAAGAUGAGUUUGUAUACUGGCCAAGUCGAGAAGAAUCCAUGAACUGUGAGGCCUUUACCGUCACCCUUAUCAGCAAAGACAGACUGUGCCUCUCUAAUGAAGAACAAAUCAUCAUCCAUGACUUUAUCCUUGAAGCUACACAGGAUGACUAUGUCCUAGAAGUUCGGCAUUUUCAGUGCCCCAAAUGGCCUAACCCAGAUGCCCCCAUAAGCAGUACCUUUGAACUGAUCAACGUCAUCAAGGAAGAGGCCUUAGCAAGGGAUGGCCCCACCAUUGUUCAUGAUGAGUAUGGAGCAGUGUCAGCAGGCAUGCUGUGUGCGCUUACCACCCUGUCCCAGCAACUGGAGAAUGAAAAUGCUGUGGAUGUUUUCCAGGUUGCAAAAAUGAUCAACCUUAUGAGGCCUGGAGUAUUCACAGACAUUGAACAAUACCAGUUUGUCUAUAAAGCAAUGCUCAGCUUGGUCAGCACUAAAGAAAAUGGAAAUGGCCCCAUGACCAUGGACAAAAAUGGUGCUGUUCUGAUUGCAGAUGAGUCAGACCCUGCUGAGAGCAUGGAGUCUCUAGUGUGACCGGACUAGUGAAAGGGCACUUAAUUUGUAAGACUUCUGAAGACUGAGAACUUCUUUGAGGCCUUUUUUGCCAGACUCUAGGUUAUACAAUAACCCAGUUACUUUUUUACACUGAUAAAAGUUUUGAUAUUUAUUUUUUGCCAUUUUAUGUCUUAAUGGUAUCCUACUGAGCAUUUGCACCUCUGUUCAUUUCACACAGUGAAAACAGUUUUACCUAGUUUGCACUAUAUGAUCAGUGUUACUGCCUAUAACCUAAUACUAGAGCAAAACCCUGAUGUGACAUUCCAUGACAACACACAUGCUAUUUUUUAGUUCAGUACAGUGAAUGUCUUGGUUAUGACAGUGAAUCUCGAUUUUGUUGUUGUUAUUAUUAUUAUUAUUGCUAAGCAGCUGCAUUCUAUGAGCAGGCAAUGCUGUGCUUUUCUCAGUCCUGUUUUUUAGGCACUAGUCAAUACUGUGUGUGUUCUGUACUUUAAUAGAGUGGACGAGCGUUAUUUUCAAAAAUAGGUUAUCAGGAGCUACUCAGAGGGUCUAUCAACCACAUGGCCUUGAAACAGUUCUUUUUAUGAAGGAAGAAACCCAUUAUGAAAUUAGAAAGCUUCUGAUUUGUUUCACUUGAACAUCACUUAUUAGUUACAGAAUUAUAUUCAUAGCUAAAAUAAUGCCCAAUUGUGUCAAAAUAAAGGAUAUCUCUGUAUUACAGUUUUCACAGUAGCUAUGUGGAGAGUGUGUGUUAUUUCCAUUGUGACUCUAUGAAAUAGCUACACCUUAAAACCAGGGCUAUCUUUUACAACAGAGAUUGGCAAUAUUUUACAAGACUGAGUUACGAAACCCUUUAGUGGCUCUCCACUAAUGCUUCCUGGCUUAAUAUCUCACAACAGGUGGGGGAAAAUUUUCACAGGUGCAUAGUUUCAAACAAGUCCUCUAACUAUCCCUACUGCUCAUACAACAAUCUAAUUUAAAAAACAAACAAAAAAAACCCAACUACCUAUAUAGUUAACAUUCUUUUCUUUCCUUUUUUGUCUAAUAUUUAAUGAUAAAUCUCAGUUACAUACAUUCUACUACCAGGAUUGAAAUACUGUUUUAUCAAAAGUCUUGGGACUAUUGAAACUCCCAAACAUGGACAAAUGUGAUUUGCAAAGAGAAAAAUUUUAAUCCUGAAAGAUGAUACUGACAUUUUCAACACUUUUCAAAAGAGGGAGAUGACUAUAUGCUUUCUUAUUACCUAGCGUGAGGGAUAAUUACAGAAUCCAAGAAAGUUAUUUGGUCUAGCAUUGAGCAAUAGUCAUCCUGAAGUAGUACAUAAUGGCAAAAUUAUGAACACUCAAAUUUCGGUUUAGUUAGAAACAUACUCUACUCACUGAGACUGCUUUCUCCUAUUGCAUAUCUGCUUUGGAAGGGCAACUUGUCAGUUUUCUGCUCAUCACUACCAGAACUGGGCCUAUUAAGAAAAAAGGGUUUUGCUUAUUUUGGGGAGAUUAAUAAACUCCAACAAAAUAUCCACACUGGCUACUAUUGUACUCAGCACUGAUGUUCUGUUUAUCUUGAAUUGGGUUUCUAUAAAGUUGCAGAGUGGUGCUGAAGGACCAAAACUGCUAAGGAGAGAGGCUGCAGGCCAAGUCCCACAGUUCCACACAUACACUUAGUCAGUGGAAUGCUCAUGAGCUAUAUGUGACUUAUUAGAGGUAAUCUUAUCUUUUCAUCACAGAUUCAGCAACAGAGAGUCCUUCACUUUCAAAGCCACGGAGGCUAAGCUUUAGAAAAGAUGUGCCGGUUUGCUAAGUUGUAUGUGCUAGAUAACACAGAUAUUUUGUCAGCCCCUCUCUUUCAGCAGAAAUGACACAAGGAAGUUCUUCCUCACACUUUAAAAAAAGAAAAAAAAAACUUGAAUAAAAGGAA